UCGUCAAGACACCAACAACAAAGUUAAAUCAUGGCAAUGGUCUGGGCAUCGCUCCUUGUGUCUGGCGUCCUGUGUAUAAGUUCCCAGUACAUUAAUGUGAAUGAAAAAGACGACUGUGCCAGUCACGGAGAGGUAAAAGAACGAAUUAAAGGACUUCUGAAGCAACAAGAAAGGAUCCAAAAAUCUGUAGAUUCUCUCAUUCAGAUGGUGAAUAGACUGGAUGAAAAUAUGACCAGAAUCCAUAAAGAUGUCCAAAUCGUCAAGAAAGAAUUAAUUCUAGAUGUAGUGGAUUGUCAGGAUCUCUUUAUCAAAGGAUACCAGCAAUCUGGACAAUAUACUGUUUAUCCUUGUGGUAUUCAGAGCCCCGUUAACGUAUAUUGUGACAUGGUAACAGAACGGGGAGGAUGGACGGUAAUCCAGAAACGAGUCAGUGGGGAUAUACAUUUUGACAGAACAUGGGCGGAGUAUAAGAAUGGAUUCGGUCACCCUAAUGAUUCUUACUGGAUUG
Molecule: messenger RNA, 508 nt
Organism: Saccostrea cuccullata (small rock oyster)
Lineage: Eukaryota; Metazoa; Mollusca; Bivalvia; Ostreida; Ostreidae
Product: microfibril-associated glycoprotein 4-like
Exons: 3
Source: RefSeq, a predicted model, not a curated record